Molecule: messenger RNA, 3041 nt
Organism: Phragmites australis (common reed)
Lineage: Eukaryota; Viridiplantae; Streptophyta; Magnoliopsida; Poales; Poaceae
Product: probable LRR receptor-like serine/threonine-protein kinase At1g51810
Exons: 13
Coding region: 18-2753 (911 amino acids)
Biological process (GO): protein phosphorylation
Molecular function (GO): protein binding; ATP binding; protein kinase activity
Source: RefSeq, a predicted model, not a curated record
GAAAAAGAUCUAUAAAUAUGGAGCCAUCUCCAUUACAAGUGACCGGCUGCUGCUCGUCGUCUCUCAAACUCUCAAUGGCGUUGGCGUUCUUGGUUUUACUAGUGCUAUUAGCCCCGGCGGUUCAUGUCGUCGUCGGUCAGGAGCCAGGCUUCUUGAGUAUCGACUGCGGCCUGGACGACAAGUACAGCGGCUACACGGACCAAGGCACCGGCAUCGUCUACGUCCCCGACGGCCCGUACAUCGACACCGGCGAGAACCACGUGGUGGCCGUCGAGUACCAGUCCCAGUCGGUGCCACGCAGGUACCUCACUGUCCGGAGCUUCCCGACCGGCGUGCGGAACUGCUACGGGCUGCCCACGGUGGAAGGGAACAAGUACCUGGUGCGGGCGGAGUUCGAGUACGGCAACUACGACGGCAAGAACAGCAAGUUGGUGGAGUUCGACCUGUUCCUGGGGGGCAACUUCUGGGAGACGCCGAACGUCAGCCGCAACAUUGUGUGCGAGGCGCUUUUCGUGGCAUGGGCGGGCUGGACGCCGGUGUGCCUGGUGAACACCGGCCUCGGCACGCCGUUCGUGUCCGUGCUAGAGCUCAGGCCGCUCCCCGGCGCGCUCUACCCGCCCGUCACGCCCGGCUUGUCCUUGUCCAUUUAUUAUCGGCGUAGCAUGGGCCGUCAGAGCAGUUCGUUAAGGUUUUCGGACGAUCCAUAUGAUCGGAUCUGGUGGCCAAUGGAUAUCGCUAGCGCACAGUGGACAAACUUGUCAACCGAAUUGACCAUCCAGCCGGACCCCAGCUUCGCAGUGUCAUCGCCUAUCCUCCGGACAGCCGUUGCAGCAAUCGGCAAUGACACGGUGCUCACCGUCACGGCAUGGCAAGAUUCCAGGAAGACGUACUCCUUUAUGGCGUUCCUUCACUUCGCUGACUUUCAGAACACUCAGCUCCGGCAGUUUGACAUAUACUUCAACGGCAACCAACUAGGAAGCUCGUACAACCCUUCGUCCCUGGUUGCUUCGUGCGUCUAUAGCUCCUCCGCCUUGAACACAACCACCGAUGGCACCUACAACAUCACUCUCGCCGCCACCGCCAAGUCCAUGCUACCCCCAAUGAUCAACGCUUUUGAGAUUUAUAAUCUCAUCCCACACAGUAUUCCGACGACAUUCUCUAAAGACAUUGACGCCAUCAUCGCUAUCAAAUUUGAGUAUGGCAUACAAAAAAACUGGACGGGUGACCCAUGUUUUCCAACGAUAUAUGCUUGGAACGGUGUGAAAUGCAGCAAUAUAAGUGAUGACACUACGAGGAUAACAUCACUAGAUCUCUCCAACAACAACUUGCGUGGUGUCAUAUCUACGAAUUUUACAUUGCUCACUGCACUCGAGAAUUUGGAUUUGUCUUAUAACAACUUAAGCGGGUCAAUACCUGAUUCCAUACCAAGUUUGUCCUCCCUACGAGUUCUAAAUUUGUCUGGCAACCAUCUGAGUGGUGAGUCCCUAUGUAAAAAUUACACCGGAUCACUUGUCUUCAGAUAUGGGUCUGAUGGGCAUAUGUGUAACAAAACAAUAAGCACGUCAAAAAACAGAGCAGUUGUCAUAGCUAUUUCAGUAGUGGUUCCUGUCCUGGUUGUGGCUCUACUUCUUCUUGCAUAUUUCGUCUGGAGAGAGAAAGGAAAUCCUACUGGUGGGCAUCCUCUUGUCCUAUCCUUUUCCACACAUGAUCCCACAAGAGAUCCACCACUUGAGAGUGCUCUGGGAAGUACAAAAAUUCACGAGGAGCACCUACCAAAUACCGAGAAUCGCCGGUUCACGUACAAGGAUCUGGAGAAGUUCACUAAUAAAUUCAAACAGGUCAUAGGGAAAGGAGGUUUUGGGCUUGUGUACUAUGGCCGUUUAGAAGACGAUACUGAUGUUGCUGUCAAGAUGCGUUCUGAAUCAUCAUCACAUGGGCUUGAUGAAUUUUUGGCUGAGGUUUGGAGCCUGACAAAGGUGCAUCACAGGAAUAUAGUGUCUUUGAUUGGUUACUGCUUCGAGAAUGAUCAUUUGGCACUGGUUUAUGAGUACAUGUCUCAGGGCAGUCUUUUUGACCAUCUGAGAGUUAUCUUCUGUGAAAACAUUGAAGGUAAAAAUGGUGUUGCUGAAACCUUCAAUUGGGGGACACGUGUACGAGUAGUGCUUGAAGCUGCACAAGGUCUGGAUUAUUUGCACAAAGGUUGCAGCCUGCCAAUAAUUCACCGGGAUGUGAAGAGCAACAACAUUCUCUUGGGUCAAAAUCUGCGAGCUAAAAUAGCAGAUUUGGGACUAAGCAGAACAUAUCUUAGCGAUGCUCAAACACACAUAUCAGCCACUGCAGCAGGCACACCUGGUUACAUGGAUCCUGAGUACUACCUCACUGGAAGGCUCACCGAGAGCAGCGAUGUUUACAGCUUUGGGGUUGUUCUGCUUGAAGUAGCCACCGGCGAGCCUCCGAUGGUGCCUGGCCACGGUCACAUCGUCCAACGCGUUAAACGGAGGAUCGCCACCAGCGACAUAAGCUCGGUUGUUGAUGCACGGCUUGGAAGUGCCUACGACAUCAAUUCCAUGUGGAAGGUGGUCGACACUGCUAUGAUGUGCACGGCGGAUUCUGCUGCUCAAAGGCCAACGAUGGCCGCCGUUGUGGUACAGCUGAAGGAGAGCCUAGCGUUGGAGGAAGCUCGCGAGAAGGAUAGUAUCUUCAGGAGUGAUAUAGCAGCUAUGGUGUCCACAUUUGGUCCAUUGGCAAGAUGAAGCUGUCUGCGUGUAUCUGUACCUCUAUUUGAUGCAUCGUUGAUGGGUCUCUGCUACAAGUCUACAACGGGCGUUUUGAUGAACGAUUUGUCAUGUGAAGGCACACUAGUAUAUGUUUGUGCAUUGUUUUGAAUCUACAAUAGCUUGUCUGUGCAAAGUUUUUGAGAACCCCAUGCUUCUGUGUUCGUUUGUUUUGUUUCUUUUGGAUUAUCCAUGUUUAUAUUCCAUAAAUGGAACAACAUAAAGGCUUGAUUUUAAUCUGAAGCAAGUAUUGAAAAGGUUAUGCCU